CAGGUGUGGGCAGAGGGAGCUGUACACCACAGAGGCCUGUUUGACCGCACAGUGUCCGACAUCAGGUGGAGACAAAAGUGAGACGUGCUGAGUCGUGUGCUCGUGUCUCUGUCAGUGACUCCAUGUCGUCACCGUGUCUGAGCAGCGUUCUGACUCACGCCAACCUAACCAUGUACCACUCGGCUGUGUCUGACAUGCUGUCACAGCAGACGGGCUUCCUGACCACCGUCAACAUCACUGAACCCGACCGCAACCCAACUGGUCAAUGUUACCGCCAAAUGAGUCCUCACUAUUGGACAACAGAAGACGUUCUGGACUGGAUCAGCGACCACGUGGAGAACACAAAGUUUGAUGCAAGCAGUUUGAGUCUGGCUGACUGCACCAUGGAUGGCCCCGCCCUCUGUCAGAUAAGCCAAGACCAGAUGGCCUGGCUUUUUGGACCACAGCUUGGGCCACACCUUCACCAGUGUCUGGAAGAACAAAAGACCAAAUAUGAGCUGCCAAACCUGUCCACACAUGAGCUCAAUGAGACCUGCCAGCUCCUGGACAAGUUUUUGGACAAGCUGAACUUUCCUUUGCUCAGCACCAUCAGAAUUGGCCAAACACCUGCUGAAGUGAUCAGCAAGAAGGAGUUUGACUUCAUUGAUGAUUAUGAUCUGACAAAGGUAACUGUGGAACCUGUAGUACCCCUGGAGGAUUCUGAGUACCUGUCUGACACUCUGUCUGAGAGUGAGUACAGCUCCUUGUCCAUCGGUGGCACGUUUGGCAUCUCGAGCAUUGGCUCUCCAGAGUCCAGGAGUGGGGAAUCAGACCCAGAGUUCUCAUAUCCUCUGAUUUCCAGGUCCCAAAUCAAAACAGAGAAAGGAUCCAAACGACCCCGGGGCCGACCUCCUAAGCUCAGCAGAGGUCACAGCAGUAACGUCUUUGACCAUCCCAAAAAAAACAAACACACACCACGGGGGGCUCACUUAUGGGAGUUCAUCAGGGACAUCCUGAUACACCCCGAGAGGAACCAGGGCCUGAUGAAAUGGGAAGACCGGCGUGAGGGUGUCUUCAAGUUCCUCAAAUCUGAGGCCGUGGCUCAGAUGUGGGGUCAGAAGAAGAAGAACAGCAGCAUGACAUACGAGAAACUGAGCCGUGCCAUGAGGUACUACUAUAAACGUGACAUCCUGGAGCGAGUAGAUGGUCGAAGACUGGUUUACAAGUUUGGAAAGAAUUCCAGUGGCUGGAAGAUAGAAGAAAUAGGCAUGUGAGGCAUCAGUCCAAAACUUGGCUUCUUUCUGGUUUCUAGUUUCCAGAAGCUGAUCAUACUUGUGUAAGACAAAAAUGUUCAAGACACUAACUUCCUCUUAGAAGGAAGGUGUCAAAGAAAAUGUAAGCCAGUGUUUUUGGCUCUAGUAGGUUUUAUGAACCAAUAUUGUUGUUUUAAUUGUGUAUGUUUGUGACAGUUUCCACAAAAGCUUUAAGAUGUUUGUUGGAACAAAGCUGGACAUCAUUUUGACACUUUCUCUUGACAGCAAGAGGACAAUGAAGAGGAAUGAUGUCUUUUUUUCCUCUUUGUUUGUUUGUUUGUUUGUUUUGGGGAUAUGUGGAUAUAUUGACCAUAUGACACUGGGUAUAUUUCUUACAUUUAUAAUGCCUGAAAAUGUUUAUUUGUUUAUUUGUUUUGCUUUUUAACAUUUCACACAUUUGUAUACAAAAUCAUUUGACUCUUCAUUGUUGAUGUAAAAUUGGAAAUAAAUUUGUCUAAUGCUGAUGAACUUACUGUGAAGGACAAAGAUUAAAUGGAGCGAAGUGCAGUCAGUAGAAAUGUCUUGAGUAGUAAUCAUGUAUAUAUAGCAUGGCUUAUACUCACUGCACCAGUACCAGUGUAGAGUUAAAAUGACUGGAUGAGUGAAUUAGUCCCAGCUAGCACGUGUCAUCAAUAACUCAAAAGCAAUAAAUAAGACACAGUCUGAAGGCUGUCAUCUCGUAAACCAGCAAAUAAAUACAACGCAUAAUGAAGACAAGUGUGAUUGUAAUUGGUGCAUUUUGAAUAAAAGAGCACCUUUGUUUUGCCUUUGUCACAUCCUGUAGACAUGUCUGACACCUACUGGAUGGUUAGUGGACAACCCUAAUUUAAACAUUUGGAGGUGAAACUUUAAACACAAGUGAAUGAACUUGACUCCCAUUGUUUAUGAAUUACGUGCACUGUGUACAGUCUGUACGUGCACUGUGUACGGUCUGUAUGUGAGCUGUGUAUGGUCUAUAUGUGCACUGUGUACAGUCUAUAUAUGCACUGUGUACAGUCUAUAUGUGCACUGUGUACAGUCUGUAUGUGCGCUGUGUACGGUCUGUAUGUGCGCUGUGUACGGUCUGUAUGUGAGCUGUGUACGGUCUGUAUGUGAGCUGUGUACGGACUGUACGUGCAGUGUGUACGGUCUAUACGUGAGCUGUGUACGGACUGUACGUGUAGUGUGUAUGGGCUGUAUGUGAGCUGUGUAUGGUCUAUAUGUGCACUGUGUACAGUCUAUAUGUGCACUGUGUACAGUCUGUAUGUGUGCUGUGUACAGUCUGUAUGUGCGCUGUGUACACUCUGUAUGUGAGCUGUGUACGGACUGUACGUGCAGUGUGUACGGUCUGUAUGUGAGCUGUGUAUGGUUUGUAUGUGAGCUGUGUAUGGUCUGUAUCUGAGCUGUGUACGGUCUGUAUGUGAGCUGUGUACGGACUGUACGUGCAGUGUGUACGGUCUGUAUGUGAGCUGUGUAUGGUUUGUAUGUGAGCUGUGUAUGGUCUGUAUCUGAGCUGUGUACGGUCUGUAUGUGAGCUGUGUACGGACUGUACGUGCAGUGUGUACGGUCUGUAUGUGAGCUGUGUACGGUCUGUACGUGCAGUGUGUACUGCCUGUAUGUGAGCUGUGUAUGGUCUGUAUCUGAGCUGUGUACGGUCUGUAUGUGAGCUGUGUACGGUCUGUACGUGCAGUGUGUACUGCCUGUAUGUGAGCUGUGUACGAUCUGUACGUGCAGUGUGUACUGCCUGUAUGUGAGCUGUGUACGGUCUGUACGUGCACUGUGUACUGCCUGUAUGUGAGCUGUGUACAGUCUAUAUGUGAGCUGUGUAUGGUCUGUAUGUGAGCUGUGUACGGUCUGUAUGUGAGCUGUGUAUGGUCUGUAUCUGUGCUGUGUACGGUCUGUAUCUGUGCUGUGUAUGGUCUGUAUGUGAGCUGUGUACGGUCUGUAUGUGAGCUGUGUACGGUCUGUAUGUGCAGUGUGUACGGUCUGUAUGUGAGCUGUGUACGGUCUGUACGUGCAGUGUGUACUGCCUGUAUGUGCGCUGUGUACUGCCUGUAUGUGCACUGUGUACGGUCUGUAUGUGAGCUGUGUACGGACUGUAUGUGCAGUGGGUACGGUCUGUAUGUGAGCUGUGUACGGUCUGUAUGUGCAGUGUGUACUGCCUGUAUGUGAGCUGUGUACUGCCUGUAUGUGAGCUGUGUAUGGUCUGUAUGUGAGCUGUGUACGGUCUGUAUGUGAGCUGUGUACAGCAGGGGUGCCCAAGCUCGGUCCUCGAGACCUGCCUUCUUGACACUCUUAGUUGUCUCUCUGUUCCAACACACCUGAAUCCAGUGAAAGACUCAUUAAAAUCCUGCUAACGAGUAGAUCACAAGGACUGAACUUGGCCACCCCUGGUUACAGUGUGUAUGUGUGCUGCAUGUGUAUACAUUGUAUGUUAUGUAAGUGUAUUUUCACUCCAACACUUUUUAAUGAUUGUUAUAAUGUGAUUUAUCCACUUUGCUAAGUAUUUGUGCACCAAACCUAUUAUUUGUGUUGUCUCAUUGUGUGGGUUAUA
Messenger RNA from Thalassophryne amazonica, 3825 nucleotides. RefSeq names its product E74-like factor 3 (ets domain transcription factor, epithelial-specific) (gene elf3). The record is from RefSeq and is a predicted model, not a curated record. The transcript has 8 exons. Gene Ontology annotation, biological process: regulation of transcription by RNA polymerase II; cell differentiation. Gene Ontology annotation, molecular function: sequence-specific DNA binding; DNA-binding transcription factor activity, RNA polymerase II-specific. Bases 123 to 1253 code for a protein of 376 amino acids. Lineage: Eukaryota; Metazoa; Chordata; Actinopteri; Batrachoidiformes; Batrachoididae. Gene Ontology annotation, cellular component: nucleus.